AUGGAUGCAUUUAGAGCAUUUGAAAAUGAGUCACUCUUGCCCAGUUCCUCUGGUCCUGCCAGCUGGGAUCCCUUCCGUCGUCCCUUGGACUCCAUCCAGCCCUGGCACUUCAGGCUUCUGGCAGCAAUAAUGUUGGUGGUGACCUCCCUGUCGCUUGCUGAGAACCUGGCUGUAAUCCUGGUAACUUUUAAGUUCAAGCAAUUGAGGCAACCUGUCAAUUAUGUUGUAGUCAAUUUGUCUGUGGCUGAUUUCCUGGUCUCACUGACUGGUGGCACCAUCAGCUUUCUAACAAAUCUAAAAGGUUAUUUUUAUAUGGGAUACUGGGCUUGUGUACUGGAAGGAUUUGCUGUCACAUUUUUUGGCAUUGUUGCUCUCUGGUCUCUGGCUCUGUUGGCCUUCGAGCGGUACAUCGCGAUCUGCCGCCCCUUGGGAAACCUGCGCCUGGAGGGGAGACAUGCAGCCCUAGGGAUUGUCUGUGUGUGGGCCUUUUCCUUCAUUUGGACCAUUCCACCAACGAUGGGCUGGAGCAGUUACACCACCAGUAAGAUUGGAACCACUUGUGAGCUUAACUGGUACUCAGGAACUUAUGCUGACCAUGCAUACGUUAUUGUGUUCUUCACCACCUGUUUUAUAGUGCCUUUAUUAGUGAUUUUGGUAUCCUACGGAAAACUGGUGCGGAAGCUAAAAAAGGUGUCAGAAAUGCAAGGCAGGCUCAGAACUACCAGGAGACCUGAAAGACAAGUGACCAGAAUGGUGGUGGUUAUGAUCAUUGCCUUUCUGAUCUGCUGGAUGCCAUACGCCGCCUUUUCCAUCCUCAUCACUGCAGACCCCUCCAUCGAGCUGGAUCCUUGUCUGGCAGCAAUCCCAGCUUUCUUUUCCAAAACAGCUACUGUUUAUAAUCCAAUUAUUUAUGUCUUUAUGAACAAACAGUUCAGGAAGUGUCUGAUUCAAAUGUUCAGGUGCAAUGCCACAGGAAUUGCAGAGUCCAACGUGAACCCAACUUCAGAGAGAGCAGUGCUAACCCAGGACAGGGGAGGCAGUGAGAUGUCCACCAUGGCAGUUCGUAGCACCGCUUCUGAAAGGAAAAUUGGAGAUGAACAUGGAAAUUGCCAAUCCUUUGCUCAGUUGGCAUCUUCAGGAAACAGAAUUCGUCCCAUGUAGAGUGGGAGAUGGGAUCGUUAAUGCAGUGCUACAGUGUAUUUCAGCGUUACAGUCAUCUACUAUAAAAAUGUGUUGUCACUGGGGACAUUAUACUCCUGUGGGCACCGGAGGUUCCAGCUCCUUCGUGCACAGAGGAGCUUCCUGGCUCUGCAGGUGCAAACGCCCACCCAGAAGGUGAGUCCCUUCCUCCUUCCUCCUCUGUGUUCCCCUUUCCAGUCCACAGCAGGCAGUGGCACCACACUGCUGUUCUCCUGUGAGGAGCAGUUGUGUCUCUGCCUCUCCCGUCCUUUAAUUCCUUUUAAUCGAGUUAUUGAUCCUGGCACAAAUUAUUGACUCCUCUGCUUUUGGAAACAAGGAGUACAACAUAAGUACACUUUCUGUAAACAGUGAAGAAGAAUGGAAAUUGCCAUCUUUCCAUCUCAGAUUAAUUCACACAGUGCUGUGCAGCAAUAUACUUGGCUUUAGUGGAACGUCACUUGCACAUGCAAAGCCAAACUAGGCUACAAGUGUAAUAAAGACAGACUUCUGUGUUAAACAGCCUUUGGGAUCAUUGUAUGAAAUGUUGCUAAGAACUGGCAUAUCAGAUUUUUAAUCCUAUAUAAAAUCUACCUUUAUUGAAUGCAUUUUAGAAGAAAAGGCAAUGGCUGACUAUAUUUAUAUACUUUAGUAUGGAAAACCAUUAUUUCUAGAGAAGAUAUUAAUACAAUACCAAUUGAAACAAAUGUUACUCCGUAGUGGUAUAGAGAAGCUACAGUAAAUCUGUGCUGUACAGGCCUUACAAUAGAAACGGGAUAUGGAAUGAAUCAUCCAUGGUUCAGUUUUACUUCAACAAAAUCAGAAUUAUUCAGGGAAGAGUGUAUCUGACAUCCAAGACAAACAUGUUACAGUAGGUACCUGCUUAGGUUACUGCUGAUGUUUUUUGUUUCAUCAAAGACGUAAGAAUUAUUCAAUAAGAUCUUUCUGUUGAAAGAUCCUCUAUAGGUAAAAUGUGAUCCCUGCAGGAAAUGUAUUUCUGUAGUGCUUUCCCUUUACCCUCUGUGGGGGCAAUUUCUUUGGCCCUGCUCUUAUUCCCUUUACCCAGCUCCCCACCGUGCCUCCUCUCCCAAAGGGCAGCUCUGCCUGUUUCACCCUCAGCACCCUUCACCCUGGAGGUGAAGAAACUUGACAAUUCCCUUUUUUAGAGAAAUUUAGUUGCAAGACACAGACAACUAACAUUUUAAACACAUAAUUUUUAAUGAGCAAUUUUUAUACAUUGUGAUCUUCCUCUUAAUUCCUCCUGGACUCAAAUUUAUUUUGAAUUUGAUCCUUUUUCUAUGUUCUGAGUAGAAGAAUGUUCAGAUUCGAAUGCCCUGAUUUCAGAAUGGUAAGAUCCAAAAGAGGUGAGUUACUCCACAAAUAAAAUCAUGACCUGCACAUGUGAGAACUCACUGCAAAAGACUCUAUGGCCUUCAUCUCACAAAAUUUCAUUAGGUGACUGUCUUUUACAGUGUCAUUUUGGCAGGGCUCAAUCUUAAAGCCAAACGUUGAUCCUUAUUCUGACAGCCACAUUCUUUACCAUUAAUCCUGUGGCAUCUAGAGCAGAAAAGUGAACAUGCCUCUUUUAAAUGUUUUGGAAAUACUAUGGGACAGGAAGGGUAAGGUGUUCAGUUAUUAUUGCAUGCACCUUUUUGUGCUCAUUAGUCUGUUAAAACAGUCAGAUAUGAUUUGAAAGUAAAAAUUCUUGCAUUUAAGACUCAGAUUUUCUCUUUCAAGGAUAUGUUGACCUAGGUUAAUCACAUGUUAAUGGUAUUGGAUAUAUUAAAUCAUGAAGAAUUGGCAGAAGUGCUAGUGUUUAAUUAAAAGCACCAGAAUUACUUUAUCUCCUGAGAAGGUUAAGAUAUGUAAAGUACAGCUCUGUAGUACCAAAUAAGGCAACAAAACUUAAGUAAUGGCAGUGAAAAAACACAAUGUAAAAAUGCACAGAAAGCCAUAGAAAAUAGCAAAUUACCAUGAGAUUCCCUGUCUGAUUACUGGCUGUGUCAUCCUCAGUGAGGGUCACUCAGGAUGAAGUGGUACUUGUAGAACAUUUCACCAAGGAAAACCUGCUUUGCAUCUGUAAAUUAAUUGAGGACACCGGUUUGUAAAGACAGUCAAAGACACUGUCUCCAACUAACACAAGUGGGUCCCCUCCCAUUAAAUGCAGCAGCAGCCAGUGCAGGGUGAGCUGGGGGUCACAUCACUGCCGAGCAGGGCAGGGGGACACUGACACCAGACAUGAAUUACUGCUCUCAAACACUAUAGGGCAGGGGAUUGAUAGAGGACCCUCAGGGCACUGCUCACAUUCCCCCACAGGGCAGACAAAUAGCUUUGGCUUUUUUAUAAGGGAAAGGGAGAACUACAGCACAAAAGGAACAAACCAGGAAUUCUGAGAGGGAGAGAGCGUACAGAAGAAACCGAAAAGUCGUGACUCUAAGCCCUGCUUCCUUUUGCCCGGUCAUAGGCAACAGCUAGAAAGACAAGGCAAGAUUUUUCUCUCAGGUCCAGGGGUCUCCCAUGCCCAUCCAGCACUCCCCUCACAGACACCUGGGCUCCUGCAGAGAUGAAAGUUCUAACAGGAUUUUGUUUCCUGGACAAAACUAAUUGUCAUAUGCCUUUAUUUUCAUGAGAAAUAGUUUCGAGAUAACCUUCAGGGACUGACUUUUAGAAAAAUAUUUAGAAAAACUUAUUUAGAAACAGCAGCAUUUUCUGAGCUGUCUGGUUAUUAAAAUUGGAAGAUAAAAGGAAAACAUGGAAGAAAACCCAAAACUAUUUUCCUGUGCAGUAUUAGAGGCUUCAAAUUGUUCCUGUUCUCUGGAUGUCGAUAAAGCACUGGCACUACUUUUCUCACAGAGAAUUCUUUGUUGAGGUGUUAGUUUUUUUAGUUAAAGGGAAUUUUAACCACUUUCUCACUGUUUGCAUUCAACUGUUCUGCUGUUAUGCAGACCAUUAAUUAAAGGUGUAACAGCAGUAUUUAUACAGAAGACAAAAAGUGUUCACAGACUUCACAGUCAAAGAUUUAGAGAAGCAUUCUACAUAUCCAAAAUAGCACUGAAGAAGACGAUAGAUAAUUAUGAAAAAACAAAUUAAAUUUGUGUUAAAGAUGGUAACACUUGCACUCAGUGACAAGAAUAACAACAAAUGAGGAUUAGUUAGAACAAAAACAUGGAGACUCUUGCUUGUGAACUUCUCCGUGCACUGCAACAGGUAUUGUGGACAUCAAAGGUAUGUGGCUGAAAUAAAACAGAGGGUAUGGUUUCAUGAGAUAAGGCAACAUAGUAGUAGUGGCCAGAGGAAAAAAUGAGAUUAGAAGGAAUAAUAUUAAUUUUGGACAUGGACAAAAUAUUUGUGCCAAGGUGAAACGAAGAUGGUUCCCCAUGUCAGAGGAGACAGUUUUACCCUUGACAAAACAGGAUUGUGAGAGGAAGAAAUAGUAGCAGCAGUGCCAAUCACAGAAGAGAUGGUCAGACUUACAGCUCUGGACACACAGCUUUGAAAAUCAUUGUGAAACAUUCAGGAAGAGAGACUGGCUGAAACACAGGACUGGGAAGGCUGGAGAUACCUUAGCAGUAGAAAGCUGGAUUAGCAUGCUGUUAGUGAGGGUAGUAGAAGGAAUCCACAGGAGUGGAGGCACUUGCACAGGUUAUGCAGGAAAGGGUGGAUUGAACUUUAGAGGAUGGUGAGAUAAGGAGGAAGUUUCAUGUCCUGAGUGACUUGCCAAGGAGCAUUAUCAUAAGGAAAUCAGUGUUUAAUAGUGCGAGAUGCAGUGCAGGAUGUUAGGAUGAGGGCUAUAAGCAGUACCACAAAAACAAGUGGAAAACAUAAUCUGGACAACCAGGUUUACAGGUGUAAAUAGACAUUUGUUGGGAAGCAAUUUCUCAGGGUGAAACACAUGAAAGCCUGAGAGAAGAGAGUAUAAUCUGAGCCAUAGAAGGAGAACAUGGUGCCACUCACUUUGAAGAGUGUCAGAUAUAAGGUGAUGGCUGGGGAGGGUGCAGGGAGCUCAUCAGCUUCCCAGAGAGAACCACCUUUGCAUUGUUCAGGGAAGGAAGCAGAGAAGGAAGAGAAACUGCAUAUGAGAGAAAUAAGGAUAAGCAGCAUUCCUUCAGUCUGCCAGGAGCAGUGGGGCCAGCAUGAACGUAUCAAUAACUUAUUUCAACAGAGAAGUUCAUAAUUCAGUUAAAUAUACUGAAAAUCACUUGAGCAGUACCUCAGUGGCACACAAGGGUUCAUCAUCUAAACCUUUGUUCCCAGUGUGAAGCUCUCUUGAAGUUUUCUGGAGAACCAGCUCAUGUCUAGUUCCACAUGGAGUUCAAGGCCUGACUGCCACUGUUGAGAUUGGAAUCAUUCUCCUUUCGCACCAGCCCCUCUGGCAACUUUAAUAAUUAUGUUUAUGGUUGUCUUAUAUCAUCUUGCCACCCUGUCAGACAAAUACGGACAUCCCCAAGCACAGAUAUGCAAAUAUAGGCUGCAACAGGGUGAUAUGAAAAUUAGCAGCUCAGGACAAAUAGGAAAUUAAUAUUAGAGUCUAAUUAGUCUUGAUUUCAUUUGGAAAAGGAAUUAAUUAGUCUUAAUAGGACCACAGAGGCAUUACAAAUGUUUUCUUUCCAUCGAGCAACAGCUGCAUUGAACAAUUAACAAAUCAUUCUCAUAAAACACAAGGUUCCAGCAAUAUUUGUCACUGACCAUAACACUGAUGUUUUUCAGGCCCUCACAGAAGUGUUUUCUGUUAAGGGCUAAUUUCAUUUGGUUUAUUAAUAUGAGAACCCCCAUAACUGUGGGCAAAGGCAUUUUCUUGAAGAAGGUAUUUACUUUCUGCACAUAAAAACAAAUGGGUUUUUGUAAAUGUUGAUCAAUUCUCCAGCAUUAACAGUCUGCGUCUGUAAGAGUUCCUGUCUCUGUGAGAGGUUCUCAUCUUUGAUACAAACAAGGAAUAAUAGAAUCAUGAGAUGUUUUCAUGUUAAAAUGUCUUCAGUAAUGCUUUUCAGGAGGAGGGGGAUACCUUCCUAUUCUGCCUGUAGGUCAGAGAGUACAUUUUAAAAUGUGUAAACACAUUGUCAUAGUGGGCCAACCGAGCAGUAUCAGCCUGGGCACGAAGUGCUACAGGGUUCCCAAGAGCUGAUUGUUAAAGUCUUUCAAUGUAACACAAUAAAAAAUCUUUAGAUCUGCAAGCAAAAAAAUGGGUGGGGGAGUGGGCUUUUUUUUCUUGGGAGUUGUGCACAGUGACUGAAGAGACACCUCUUGCAUUAUGCGGUAUAAACAUGAACAUUUUACCAUCUACAAAAAGUAAUUUAGGCAAUGGAUGGUUUUAAGACCUCAAGAUUUCAUGACUAAAAGGUGUGAAUGCUGCCAAAGUCAACUUGUACACACUUAUU
Messenger RNA from Pipra filicauda (Wire-tailed manakin), 6551 nucleotides. Its product is annotated as opsin-VA-like. Bases 1 to 1161 code for a protein of 386 amino acids. Gene Ontology annotation, molecular function: G protein-coupled receptor activity. The record is from RefSeq and is a predicted model, not a curated record. NCBI's taxonomy places the organism in Eukaryota, Metazoa, Chordata, Aves, Passeriformes, Pipridae. The transcript is spliced from 5 exons. Gene Ontology annotation, cellular component: photoreceptor outer segment; membrane. Gene Ontology annotation, biological process: G protein-coupled receptor signaling pathway; visual perception.